This is a messenger RNA of Epinephelus moara (kelp grouper), 8028 nucleotides long. It is a transcript of the gene susd5, whose product is annotated as sushi domain containing 5. Bases 170 to 2542 code for a protein of 790 amino acids. Gene Ontology annotation, molecular function: hyaluronic acid binding. Lineage: Eukaryota; Metazoa; Chordata; Actinopteri; Perciformes; Serranidae. The transcript has 5 exons. Gene Ontology annotation, biological process: Notch signaling pathway; cell adhesion. The record is from RefSeq and is a predicted model, not a curated record.
GUCGUCUUUAUAUUAUCACCAGCACUUGUCAACAAGCUCACCUUCCUGCUGCUCAGUGCACCUCUGUGACCGCCGGGACUGUGACCUGCAGCACUGUGAAUACACAAGGCGUUUGGAAGUUUAUUAUUUUUUUGGGGAGAACAUAAAAAAAGUGAGAUUUCGCCAAAAGAUGCUGGAUCGGAGUGUUUUAUCAUUGCUCUUUGGAUGCCUGGCUUGUCUUGUGCUGACCUCUGUUGUAAAUGCAGAUGGUCGAGUGUUCGUGCUGGAUCUGAGGAGCUCUGGCCUGCAGGGCUUCAGAGAUGCUGAGGGGGCUUGUGCCUCACGACAUGCCCGCUUGGCAUCAGCAGAGGAGCUCCGUCAUGCUGUGGUAGAGUGCUUCUUCUCCCCAUGCACCCGUGGGUGGCUCUACGGAGGCAUAGUCGGGACCACGGUGUGUAAUGUCGUGGGCAGUGCACUGAAAGCAGUGGAUGUAAGAACAGAAAAUGCCACAGAAGACGCUACACACCUGGACGCCUUCUGUAUCAAAGACAAAGGUGUACCAUGUGGUGACCCACCAUCCUUUCCUAACACCCGUCUGCAGGAGCACAGUGGGUAUGAGAUGGGAGAUGAGCUGCUGUACGCAUGUGUGCCAGGUUACGUAAUGCCCAGUCGACACAGUGCCUUCAGCCUGCUGUGCGACAGCUGUGGGGAGUGGUAUGGACUGGUGGAGCUGUGUGUCAAAGAUGAGACUGACACUCACGUAGACUACGAGGACAAGUUCCCAGACUCUUACGGACAGGCAGAACACCACAACGAGAGACCGCAGGAGGCUCAUGGUGAGGUGCACGAGGAGGUGCAUGGAGCUGUAUACCCGGAGGGGGAAAGGGGUCAGGAGCAGAAAGAGACUAGCUUCAGUGUUCCAGCAGAGGAGGAGCAUCAAGACCAACAUGGAGUGGAAGGAGAGGUGAUCAGUAUAAAAUCUGAAGGAGCUGCAGAAGGAGGAGAAAAAGACCGUGCUAUUGAGGACUUAAUAGGACAUCCGAGAUGGGAGCAGGAGAGGUGGGAGGAGGUCAGGACUGAUGCAGCCGCAGCCACAGAAGCACCCGUCUCUAUUCUCUCCCAGAAACACCUCUUCUGGUUCCCCUCUGAGGCCUUCCAAGACGAGGGACGUCCUGUCUCCACCAAUCCACUUACACAGACUACACAGAGAGCCUCAGGUGCCCAAUCAGAGGAGAGUAAAGAGCACGACAGCCAAGAAACGCACCACCACCAGCGUCCAGUUGAUGUUGACCACCAUGUGCAAGACAGCUAUGAUGAUCGUGACACAGAUGACCGAGAUGAUCAUGAUGACAGCAAGCAUGAUGACCUGGAUGCCCAUGACGACAGCCACCAUGAUGAUCAAGAUGAGAGCCGCCAGGAUGAAGAUGAUCGUGAUGAUCAUGUGAAGCAUUACAUUCCAGCUCAGCAUGAUGACCUGGACAGACGGGACCGCCAUGAGAGUCAUGAUGAUCACGAUGACCAUUAUGACAUGGGGGAACAUGAGGAGGAUCGCAAUCGUGUUCGUUAUACCAGCCAGGAGUAUGACGACACUUAUGAUGAACAUGAAAGCUAUGAAGAACAUGACGAUGUGACCAACGAUCGUGAUGACAAUGGUCAAGAACGUCCUGAUGGCUCUGAGGAACAUCCUGACAAUGAUGACCAUGAUGAUCCUGAGGAACAUUACAGCCAAGAGGAGGAUGAUAACGACCGUUACACUGAUCAAGAUGAUCAUGAACACGAUGACCAUGACAGCUACGAUGAUCAUGAUAGCCAUGAAGAUGACGGUCAACAGCGUGUAAUCUUUUCUAUAGCAACAGAUAGAGGUCAUAACGUCACUCAGAAGGAAGCAGAGGGAGAGGCCACCACAGAUGACACCUGGCUGGAUGGCUACCCUGUUGUUCCUGAGGAGACAGAAAAUGGUGACUCCACAACAGAAGGGACGACAGACAAACCCAAUGAGGUGGAAAUUCGUAGACCCAUCCCUCACACCAACUCACCAGAUGCACCCAAAUCUUCCACCACGGACCCUGCCUUAGAUCAAGGGGUGGUGCACCCUGGGUUCAUCCCCACCGCUGCUCCCUCACAGCCAUCAGACUCCCCCUCAUACUCCGACAUCCUGGAUUACGACACACAACAGGUGGCUCCCACCCACUCCUGGCACCUCACUCAGCACCCCUUCCUCGACCAUGGCCCAGUUCCACCGAACCACAUCGACGAAGAUGGAAUGAUGGAAGAGCACACUAUACGCAACCUGCCUGGUGAGGCCGGCGAGAGGGACGAGAUAGAGGGAGAGAUGGGAGAGGCAAUCUGCACAGGUGAGAACUGCCCUCCUCCGAGCUCCUCGAGCAGAGGUCCCACGGUGGCAGCCAUAAUAGCGGCGGUGUGUGUGGUCGCUGCGGCAGUCAUCGUCGGGGUAUGGUGCUACCGAAGACAACAGCAAAAGAGCUCAGUGUAUGAGAUGAAUGGGAAGGGUCAAAGCCAGACCAGACAGGGCCAACAGAUAGAGAUGCAGCAGAAAGUGUAAGAGCGACAGGUGAGGACAGAGGGACACUGACAGAGGGCAGAGACAUUUUGGAGGGACGGGAAGAUUCUUAUGAAUUUGGGAGGAAAGCACAGCCCCUUAUCUCGCUAGAAACUACUGCAUGAUUGAAGAUUUUGGAUAGGUAUGAACAGAUGUGCCACAGCCCUUAUUUGAAGAGCAAAACCUCACCCAUGUGAUUAUGUUUAACAAUAAGACCUGACACAUCAAGCUGACAGUUGGCCAUUGGUCAAUGUUGAGCCAUAGGGGAGGGUCUGUCGCCCUAGUUUUGGCGUUGUAGUAGUCGGACCUGGUCGGCUUCUUUUCAGUAGAUUCAGCAUGUUGAAUUGGCAUUGGAUACGGCAAAGCCCGUCAGUGAAUGAAAUCACUCUGAUACGCAGUUCAGUUCAGUGCACAAGAGGAGAAACAGAAGUGAGGAAAGUAAACAAACGGCUAAAGUCAAAAGGGCGUGAGAUCGUAACAAACUUGUUAUUAGGUAAGAUAUUUGUUAAGCCAUUGAGCUCUUUAGCAGAAAUGGUUUCACACAGAGAACGUACGUGCUAGUUUGCUGAUGGCUAUAGUUUUUGCAACGUGUUCGAGUGCAACUUUUUAGACGAGACACAGGCGACUUAUGGUGAAACAAGUGUCGAUCUUCAUUGCCGCUAGUUCUUUGGUGUCAGUUUGGUAUGUCUGGGCUUUAACACAGUGACACCUGUGUGAAACAGAAUGGUAGAUUGAUUUUUAGGAAUUUUACCCAUCUGUGUUAUACCUACCCAAUAUUUUUAAAGCUCUGACAUCUAGCUGGACAUGUGGAGGGGCUGUGUCUGGACUCAUAUCAAGGAUUAUAACCAUGUAGGAAAACCGCAAGAAGACAUGCCUGCCCGCCUGAAUAUAUGAACUUCAACGUACAAAGUUCUUGGACAUUGUGGUAAAGAUUCUCUGUGUUACCUUUUUUGUUCACUUCACUGAAUGCUCAUUUAUUGCUGAUUUAGCUGCAUUGUUCUCCAACCUUUUCUGUUUGUCUGGGUAUUGUGAUGAUAAAAAUUGUAUUCCACUUGUUACCCUAUGGCAAGAGUGCUGAAGUAUAAAACACUUCAGAUCAUCGCAGCAGAUUUGGGCAGGUAGUCCCAAAUGUGUGCCCGUGCUUCUGCCAAACCAGCAAGAAUGAAAAGUAGUAUGAUGAUGAUAGUUAGACCAGAUGAGAGGGUUGAAUGAGCAGUAUGGCGGGAAAGGUGUGAGAGGGAAGGAUGGCGGCUAAUACAUUUUAAGAUCUUCCCGCCUCUAUUGGUUUUGACAGUCGGCUGGUGAGAGAUAAAGAGCGGGUGUCCAUCCAGACUGCAGACUCAGCCCGUGUGUGUGUGUGUGUGUGUGUUUGUGUCUAUGUGUGUGUGUGUGUGUGUGUUUGUGUGUCUCAGGUCCGUGCAAUCUGCCCGUCAGCGGGACAUCGUGUUUGCUGAUGGCAUUCAGACCAACCAGAGAUCAAACAUUGUGGUGCUACUAUGGCAACAGAGAGAAACUAAAAUCACAACCCCCAAUAUCUUAGUUUAGCUAAAGCUUUUAGUUUAACCAAUUCUAACGGUUCACCAAAAAAUUAAGUUUAAUUUCUAUAAAUGUAGUUGGGAAGGCCUAUGACUUUGGGUAAAAGUUUGGAUUAGACAAGAAAUGUAUCUCAUGAUAAACUGUUACAUUUAGCUCUGUAAGGAUGAAUGUAAUGCUAAAUGUUUUUCAAUGGAUUAUACUUCCUUACUUGUGUUCUGCUGUGAUUUUGUCCUGAUAGAAUACUGUAUGAGAGGUUUAAGAGGGUCAUCUGGACUGGACUGGACUGGGGGACUAUUUGUUAAAGGUUCAGUGUGUAGGAUUUAGAGGGAUAUGUAGGCAGAAAUGGAAUAAAAUAUAAUAAAUAUGCUUUCUUUAGUGUAUAAUCACCUAAAAAUAAGAAUACUUUUGUUACCUUAAAAUGAGCCAUUUAUAUCUAUAAAGGGAGCGGGUCCUCGUCCACAAAAUCUGCAAUGUUACAACGCCAUGUUUCUACAGUAGCCCAGAACGGACAACCAAACACUGGCUCUAGAUAGGGCCAGUAACAUAGUUAGCAGGUGCUCCGUAAUGAGCUUAAGAGUGUCCAAUAACCACAUAUUUUCAUUGUGAAACUGCUUUAUUCAGGUUUUUUACCAGUUGAAAUUACUGUUUGCGUUGGAGAGGAAGAGACCUCUGCGGAUAAUUUUGGUCCUGGUAAAAACCUGGACGUCUGGAUCUUAAGAUAUCAGAGAAAAUUAGCAUAAGCAGGUGCUGACCUAGCAGCCCAUCUGUGACGAGCCAAAUAGCGUCAGAGACACACUAAUUUGUAACAUGAAACUGCUUUACUCAGUUUAUUAAAUCACUUUUUAACACAGUGUUUGUUUUGGAGAGAAAGAGACCUCUGCAGAUAAUUUGGCUCCUGUUAAAAACCUUGUGAACAAUGAAACCUAAAGGAAUCCUAACCAAGAGUUUAUGCUUGGCACAUGGGAGAAGUUUCACCUGGUUGCAACCUGCAAACCUCACCACUAGAUGCCACUAAAUCCUACACACCGCUCCUUUAAUUUAAAAUCAAUUUAAUACUAUUUACCCUCACCUAUGGUGAUGAGCUCUGGGUAAUGACCGAUAGGAUGAGAUUGUGGCUACAAGCAGCUGGGCUCAGCCUUAGAGAUAGGGUAAGGAGCUUGGACAUCCGGAGGGAGCUCAGAGUACAGCUGCUGCUCCGUCGCAUUGAAAGGGGUCAGUUGAGGUGGUUUGGGCAUCUGAUCUGGAUGCCUCCUGGGCGCCUCCCACUGGUAGGAGGCCCUGGGGCAGACAAUGAACACGCUGGAGGGGUUACAUAUCUCAUCUGGCCUGGGAACGCCUUGGGGUCUGCCAGGAGGAGCUGGAAAGUGUUGCUGGGGAGAGGGAUGUCUGGGGUGCUUUGCUCGACCUGCUGCCCCCACGACCUGGCCCCGGAUAAGCAGAUGAAAAUGAAUCGAUGGAUUAAUGCUCUGUGGGAAUUCAGACAAUUUGUAAUAUGAAUUACAGUAGCUUGGUUAGAAAUUCAUGUCUGUAACUUUAUAAAUUGUGUUAAAUGUCCUGUCCUAGUUAAAGACGGAAGAUUUUACAGUGUACUGUCACUCUGCAUGAUUCAUUGAUAAUCGUUCUCACUGUUCCCGUACUGUGCCAAAUACUUGAGAAUAAAGAUCACUUAUUAAAAUAGACAAGCGAAUAAAAAUGUGCAAAUGUAAAUAAAUUCAAAUAGCCAUGAGAGGGUUUAAUAUUAGACGUAAGAGUUUGUAAUUCUGGUGAUGUAUACAGACUACACAAAUUAAUAAUAUGGCAAUAACUUAAAUAGAAAGUGCUUCACUUGUAAUAAAUGUCAAAGUGAGUAAUGGCUUGUAGUCGAGGCAUUUUAUGGUGUCAUCAAUCUUAAAUAAGCAUUUAGUAUUUCCUCAUUAUGUCUCCGACUUCACAUCUAGUGUUCUCAGCUGAUUUCUAAAAAGUAUUUAAUUUUUUAAUGGUGUUGUUUAGUAACAUGUUUAGUUAUGAAACAAGGAUUUGUUGGAUUUGAACAGGUUACGUGACUAACAGCUAUUACUGAUUUGCUGAAAAUAUUUCACCAAUCUUUUUCAUUUCCGUAUUGUGGUGUCUGAAACUGAACUGACACUAAUGUGGUGAGGGCACUGGGGUAAAGUACCCAUCUGUAUGAUUCUGUAAAUAUGAAUCUGUAACUGUAAUAACUCACGAUACAUAGUGCAGCAUUACUGGUGUGUGGGAUAUUUGGCCUAUGUUUCUUCACCAAGACAAUCAAGCACGGUUGACAUUAGACAUUACCUCAUGUCUUGCACAGGGUCAGCUCAUCUCCACUUCACUUAAAGGGACAAUCUGCCCAAAAAUCAAAAAUACAUAUUUUUCCUCUUACCUGAAGUGCUAUUUAUUGAUCUACAUUAUUUGUAAGUUGCGAAGUGUUGGAGAUAUCAGCUGUAGAGAUCUCUGCCAUCUCUGGAAUAUAAUGGAACCAGGUGGCACUCGGCUUGUGGAUCUCAAAGUGCCAAAAUAAUACAUGUGAAAGACUCAACAGAAACACAAGAUGUCUCUUUCCAGAAAUCAUGACCUGAUUACUCAAGGUAAUGCACAAACAUAUCCUCAUACAACGGUUCAUAUGAUAUCUAAGAGAUUAACGCCCUGCGGAUGGCAUAGUGACGUUACGUACUUUAUGUAACAUAACAUAUGUAAAAUAUGGUUAUGUAGGUUAGGUUUAGGAAAAGAAACGUGAUGAUGAAGUACCUGUGUUGGCUGUCCCAUCCACCACCCAAACCUGCCUCCUUACACUGAGUUUUACUCUUUAUUUUACCCCUUUUCUCCCAUGAGCGCACUGGUCACGUGAUUGCAGCCUUCCCACAUUACAUGAGUUACACACAAAUUACUGGCUCAUGAUUAUGUGGGUUACAUACAAAAUGUGAUGCAUUAUGUUUUGUAGGUAUAUGUACAAACAUUGCAUGAGAACAGCCUGAAUCCACAGACCUUGCUGUGAGCAGUUUCGUGUAGGAACUAUUUUCUUUCUGCCGAACUACACCCGCCAACCAUAUCAUCAUGCAGAAGCAAGGGUGGAUCUAAGGCUAGCUCACCUAGCACCACUGAGCUAGCUAACGUUACAACUUAGCCGAGGAGGACGCCAUUAAUGUUUGCAUCAUGCUGUGUCACAAACCUCUUGUCCAUGAGUAGAUGAACGCUUCCUAAUGUGCGGUGAUACGGUUGGUAGAUGCAGCUCUGUAGAAAGAAAAUCGUUCCCUCAUGAAACUGCUCACAAUAAGGUCUGUGGAUUAUCUUGAGUAACUGGGUCAUGAUUUCUGGAAAGAGACAUUGCUGUUGAGUUUUUCAAAUGAAUUAUUUGAGUGCUUUGAGCACAACAAGCUGAGUGCCAUCUAGUUCCAUUAUAUUAGACAGAAGGCAGACAUCUCUACUUCCUUUAUCUCCAGCACUCGGCAGAUAACACCAAAACAAUCUAGACUGAUAAAUAGCACUACAGGUAAGAGGACAAAUGUGUAUUUUUGAUUUGGGGGUGAACUGUCCCUUUAAAAUCUAUUUUACUGCCCUUUACAUCACCUACUAUUAAAUAAAGCUGUUAAAACAACAGUACUGUACUAAAAAUAGCAUAAAUAGUAGAUUAUUGAUCAAUGACCUGUUUGGUCACACACCAGGUUUGCUGCACGAUCCAUGAAUUGAUGAUCCAUAAUUAUCAUGAUACCAAUAUUAAAUGUGGGUUGAGGAUCCCCCGAUUUAUGUGCAAAAUCAUGGCAUGAAAGCAAGAAAGCAAGGGUUGUUUUUUUUUACAUUGCUGGCUCUCAUUCACAUUCUCAUUAUUUCUCCCUAUGUGUUUCUCCCUCAUCUCAAACAGCCUGAUGUGUGUGAUGUCAGGAUGAAUUUUGUACUGUACAUGUGUUCUCAAAGUCACAAUAAACUUCUAAACAUGUGGUUUUAAGUCUUGAUAUCUG